AUGGAGAUACCAAGUGCAGGAAAAACAACAGACAGCAAUAAUGGAGCUUCUAAAAGUGUUGACAUCCAUAAAAAUAACACAGUCAACAUAGAUAACCAUAAAGUUGCUGUUGGGGGUUAUGAUGACAUAUUGCCAAAUGAUUCAUGGCGCUGUCGUCGUUGCACACUGUGGAACCCAGAGAAAGAGAGCAGAUGUAGUGUGUGCGAAAGUCCACGGAUUAGCAACAUUCCUAGUGAUCUGCCAGAAGACAUUGAUGAACAGGGUCACAGGAGUCCACCACCAGUAGAAGCAAUCAAUGGUGUUUUGCCAGGUUUUGAUAUGGAUGUAAUUGCUCGUAGUCCUCAUUCCCAUAAUGCCCAAAAGACAGAUGGAACAGCAACCAGCCCCAUUGAUGUAGAUGAUGAAUGGUGCUGCUCCAAAUGCACUUUUAGAUGCAACCCUGCAUGGGAGCGUAACUGUGGAUCCUGUGGUCAACCCCAGAAAGUAAAAUCUGCAUCUGCCACCAGUCUUAUUCAGCUUGGAAAAGAUUCCGUCAAGUACUUUCAUCGUGUCCAACCUUCUUGCCCUCCUGAAGAAGACUUGAAAUCAUCUGAGCAGAGGGAUGAAGCUAAGUGUAAAGAGACUGAAGAUGGUGAUGAUCAUCAGUGGUCUUGCAGUCAAUGCACUUAUGAAAAUCCAGCCAGAGUGGAGCUGUGCACCAUGUGUGGAGCUGGCAAGCCUGGCUGGGAAACAACUAGCUGGAAGUGCCCUAAAUGUACGCUUGUCAACGCAGCUAGCAUCAACAGGUGUCGUGCUUGCAGAGGAUUUAAACAGAAGUCAUCAACUGAUGCAUCUCUUCACAAAUCAUCAGCAUCUUGGUGCUGUGGUCAGUGCAAAUUUAAUAAUCAGAGCGGCACUAAAUGUCACAGGUGUUCAGCUGAUAAAGGAUAUUUGCCAUCUGGUCAACAGUUAUAUCCCACUCUUACAUCUCAUCUUAAGGAUCCACUGAUGUCUUCAGGAAGGUCAGGAUCUGUGGGAGGGUUACAUCAACAGGAGAGCUUACUGGUAGAUGAUCUGCAGAAGUUUCUGGAACAGGAAGCCAGUGAAUGCAGGGAUUCUAUCAUUGCAUUUUGUCAAGAGAAUAAUGAGGCUUUUGUAGAUGAUUCCUUUCCUCCUUCAGCAUCAUCUUUGAGCUUGGACCCAUCCAAACCAUUGUGCAAAGAUCCAGUCUUCUGGUAUCGUCCUCAUGAGCUUAUCUCUGUUGAUGGUACAAGAAUGCAGUCAUGGGCAACACUUGAUCACUGGUUGUAUUGCAUACUAAGCCUCUUGUCUUGUAGGUUCCUGAGUUCUAUGGCAGUGCUGGCAGAGAACCCCAAGCUUGUAGAACGCAUUGUAUUGACAAGGGAGUACUGCAAGGAAGGUGUGUAUCAAGUACGCCUCUGCAAAAAUGGCACCUGGACAACUGUCCUGAUUGAUGACCUGAUGCCUUGUGAUGCCUUUCGUCGACCAGUGUUUUCUCAGGCUAGGAGGAUGCAGUUGUGGGUACCUCUCAUUGAGAAGGCAAUGGCCAAACUGCAUGGCUGUUAUGAAGCCUUGGUGUCUGGCAAGUGUAUAGAAGGCUUGGCCACACUCACUGGUGCACCUUGUGAAAGCAUACCUCUGCAGGCUGAUGAACAAAAGGCUCGUCAGGUGGACCCAGACUUGAUCUGGGCAAAACUACUGAGCAGUAGAGAUAUGAGAUUUCUAAUGGGUGCAUCAUGUGGUGGAGGCAACAUGAAAUCAGACGAGUCACUUUUUAAACAGAUGGGCUUGCGAAGUCGCCAUGCUUACUCAAUUCUGGAUGUUCAAGAUGUAGAAGGAAACAAGCUGGUUCGACUACGAAAUCCGUGGGGUUGGUUUUCAUGGAAGGGUGACUGGUGUGAUGGAUCCAGCAAAUGGGAGACAAUCAGUGCUGAUGCCAGGCAUCAACUUAUGGCCUAUGGUGACCAGCAUGGCAUUUUCUGGAUGUCUUUUGGUGAUCUGCUACGAUACUUUGACAGUGUUGACGUCUGUAAGAUCCGACCAGAUGACCAUGAGUCUCGGAUACAUGGAGUAUUCCCAUCCUGUGCCAAGGACUCCAUGAAGAUAGUGAAGUUAACAGUGUUUAGUACAACAGAAGUUGAACUUGGUCUGUUUCAAGAAGGAAUGAGAGGAUCUGAUGCAAAAAACAGGUCACCUCUUGACCUGUGCCUUCUUGUUUGCCGUGAAGUUAACAACUGUAAUAUUGCUGUUGGCAAUCUUGUCGCCCACAGCCCUCGUCAGCUGUCUUGUUUUGUUGGCUGCAAUGUCAUGUUGGAAGCAGGAGAGUAUGUUGUUAUUCCUCUGUCCUUCAACCAUUGGAAUGUAGCACCAGAUUUGCCAAAAUCUGUGCACCACUAUACAAUGUCCCUGCACAGCUCCAAACGACUCCUGGUGGAGGAGAUCAGCACAUUCCGCAACCGUCACUAUGACAACAUUUUGGCUGAUGCCAUCAUCCAAGUGGCCAUCAAAAAAGGAAAGACUGAAGAGAUCCGAAAUGGAGUGACAGUAUACUCUCUUAUGGGGGGCUGGGCAGGAGGGGUGUUUGUGAUUGAGAAUCGACAGGAAACAAAGGCUGUACAUAUACACUGCGAGUGCACCAACAGUUUCAACAUUGUCUCUACACGUGGUUCUCUGGUCACGAAAGAUGUGAUACCUCCACAUCAUAGACAGGUUGUGAUGGUGCUGACACAGUUGGAAAAGAGCCAGUGCUCCCAUCUUUCUCGUCGUCUUGUACACCGGAUAGCUUGUCCCGAAUCAGGAUUGGAAGAAUGGGGGUCCACCCCAAGUAUGUUGCAUGAACCUCCGAUCACACCAGAAGUAGCCUUUCUUCACAACACUCGCCCCUUGUGACAGACAGGAUACUUGGUCCAUGCAGUCACUCUACCCGAUAAAGAAAAUUAGAUAAAAAAGCUUGAAUGGACACAUUGAACAAAAAGAAAAUGGUGUUGCAUUAAAGCAUUCCAGAACUUUAGCAAAGGCAGCAAAUUUCCCAGGGAGCUGUCCAAUUUCUUGAUGCCUCAUUUUGUAGAUCUCGAUAAAAUGUGGGGUUUAAUUUUAGGGCUAUAUAACCACCCGAUAUUUGGCUGACUAACCUAAUUAAGUCUGCCUAUAUGUGGUAUAUACAUGUUGUGUGCUCAACCCCUACUCAUUUGAUUUCAUAAUUUUACAAUAUUUUUAUAUACUUAAAUAUUAUAUAGCUAAAAUAACACAUAGAAUAGGAUUGUGUUGUAUCUUUACCAGGCAUAUACAUUGUGUAUAUCUAACUGCCUUAGUUACAGAUUAUUGACCACACAAAAGCUGUUGAUAUUCAUUCUGUUAAAACAUUUAGAAAAUCAUGCAUAAUGAAAAUCAGUUUCUAAGCAUCUGAUUAUGUUAUCUCAGAGGUUAACACUGUGAAGAUGAGCCACUCAAGUGUGCUGUCUACCUCUAAAAUAAUGAAUCUAUUUUCAGCUAGCUGAGAUAUUGAUUGAAACUGGUACACGUAUUUUACAAUACCUUCACUUCAUGUGUUAAACUUCAUGUGUUUAUCAUGUGUUUUGUAAUAUUUCAAUGGAGGUUAAUGGCAGAUUGCCUGUUAUCCAAGCAAAGUUGUAUUUUCAUUAAUAAAUAGAUGUAAAGUUAACUUUUAUAAUAUUUCAAUAGAGGUAGUGGCCAGGUUGCUUGUUACCUAAAAGAAAAUUGUAUUUUCAUUAAUGAUAAAUAGAUGUGGUUUACCCUAUAAAAGUGUGAUUUUUAGAGUGGUCAUGAAAUAAUUUAUUAGCAGGAAUAUGCUGUUUUUAUUGACAAUCGUAUGCAUAUUUUUCUUAAUAGUAUGAUACUCUAAGGGAAAAGAUUAAUUUCAAUUAUAAUCUGGUUGUGUUAUCUUUCUUGGGUAUUGGGUUUUCUACACUUAUAUUUACAACAGCUUGAAGAGUCAUUGCUGCAAGAGAUUUAUAUUUAAAUCAUAAAUUGAUUAAGAACACCUAAGUUGUGUUUACCUAUCUAUAUGAAAAUUCAAAGCUUAUGGUAUUCGGAGUUGUUUGUACGAAACAGUGAAAAAGAUUUACAAUGACAGUGCUUUGUUUAUGCAUGUCCUUUUCUUUUGUUACAAAUGGGCAAACUUGGAAAUUGUCUACAAUCCACUGGGUCAAACACUUGCUUAAUGCAUGUGAUAUCCAUCUACUUUGGUAAAACUCCCCUUCCACACCCCCUGCACACACACAAAUUAUGCAGAGGAAUUGGGCUGAAUAGCAGGGGAUAACAGGUGAAGAUUCCUGCAGUUUUUUCCCCUCCUUUUCUCGACUCAUGUUCAUGACUUACGUAAUGCCAGUCUGUGACUUAAGUGGGGUGCACAGUGAGUAUUGUUCAUUCAAAUGUUUCUCAUGCAAUAGAUCUCAGCUGGUAGUUACAUAGUUUCUGGCCAAAUCUGGAUAAAAACAUACCUCUUUGCAGAACUUAUACUAAUUUGAGCCUUUUAAAUUGAGAAAGCAUGGAGUGACAAAACAGCAGACAUGAUUUGACAUCUGGACUAUAAAAACAUGAUGACUCGCUGUUUACAACACUGCUGAUUUUGUAAUCAACCAGACAUCAAAGCUAACAACUAUUAUUGGUUUUCAAACAUUAGUGAUAUACUUUUACAAGUGUGAGAUCAGAAAAAGAUCAUAAUUAAAGUUACAUUGAUAUUUAUAAAAUUUACUUCUCUGGUUUAGCAGAGCCUAAAAAUGUUCAACAUUUUAAACUCAGUGCUCGGUCUUGAAUCCCUUACAUUUCAUGGAUGGGAAACACUUGGUAGGAAAGAUUUCUUUCCUAAUGGAAGACCACAGGAUGACCCAGAAGCUUAUACUGAUAUUCCACCUGUUUAGCACCAAGUUUUUUCAAGGUGUCAGCCUAGUGGAUGCUUAUAGAGGCAAGUUUGGCAGAUUUAGGUGUUUAUGUCAUAUUUUUUUAUUCUAGCUUAUUUCACCUUUAUAGCAAUAUUAGUGAUAGUAUGGAACACAUUUUAUAAAAAAAUUCCCAGCAUCUGUUCUUAAAUUAAUUACAUACUGUUUGCAAACGUGUAGUCAGUAUUGUCUGUUUAAUGAGCUCUGAAGUGGGCAGUUGUGGUCAUGACCUUGGGGUUUUCCUGAGGCAACACAGUGGUAUGCUAGCUUCACAUUCUGAUGUCUUAAGAUUUUUGGGAGGGGGAUGUUUAUGAUGCUCAAACUUCAAAAAGCAUAAUGUCUUGUCUGUGGAUGUUAAAGUUGGGGGAUGGGUGGGUGUAUGUUCUUGCAUAUAUGUGUGCAUUUUUGCAUUAUUUAAGAACAGAAAUAAAUAUAUUUACUUUU
This is a messenger RNA of Pomacea canaliculata, 5342 nucleotides long. Its product is annotated as calpain-15-like. Gene Ontology annotation, biological process: proteolysis. Gene Ontology annotation, cellular component: cytoplasm. The record is from RefSeq and is a predicted model, not a curated record. The transcript is spliced from 13 exons. Lineage: Eukaryota; Metazoa; Mollusca; Gastropoda; Architaenioglossa; Ampullariidae. Gene Ontology annotation, molecular function: calcium-dependent cysteine-type endopeptidase activity. Bases 1 to 2889 code for a protein of 962 amino acids.